This is a messenger RNA of Capsella rubella, 1671 nucleotides long. RefSeq names its product ATP phosphoribosyltransferase 1, chloroplastic. Bases 201 to 1421 code for a protein of 406 amino acids. Gene Ontology annotation, cellular component: cytoplasm. The transcript is spliced from 11 exons. Gene Ontology annotation, molecular function: magnesium ion binding; ATP phosphoribosyltransferase activity. Gene Ontology annotation, biological process: L-histidine biosynthetic process. Lineage: Eukaryota; Viridiplantae; Streptophyta; Magnoliopsida; Brassicales; Brassicaceae. The record is from RefSeq and is a predicted model, not a curated record.
AUCAGGCCUUAGUGUAGCAUCAAGAAUCUUGUAAUCAGUAUCUCUCUCUGUGUGUCCCCAAGUGUGGCGGCUGCUGCUGUUGUGUGACCUUUCUUUCAUCUCAAUUAUAUAAUUUUGCAUUCUCUUCUCUUUUUUCUCCGGUCAACAAUAAAAACUAACCCUUUCAAUCUCUCAAAGAGCCAAAGAAGAGAACAACAACAAUGUCUCUUCUUCUUCUUCCUACGAAUUUACAACAAUGCCCUUCUUCUUCAUCCACCUUCCCUUCUCUGUCUCCGUCUCCGUCUCCUUCCACCGUCUUCUCUGUCGUCGUACCUCGUCGGAGAUGUCUCAGAUUGGUUACUUCUUGUGUCUCAACCGUUCCAAGCCCUGUUUCGAAUGGUUCUGCUCCAGCUUUUGUUGUUGUUGAGCGAGAUCAGAUUCGUCUUGGUCUUCCUAGUAAAGGACGUAUGGCUGCUGAUGCAAUCGAUCUUCUCAAGGAUUGUCAACUGUUUGUUAAACAAGUCAAUCCUAGGCAAUAUGUUGCUCAAAUUCCUCAGUUACCAAACACCGAAGUCUGGUUUCAACGGCCAAAAGACAUUGUCAGGAAGUUACUCUCUGGAGAUUUGGAUUUAGGUAUCGUUGGUCUUGACACGCUUAGUGAAUAUGGUCAGGAAAAUGAAGAUCUAAUCAUUGUCCAUGAAGCUCUCAACUUUGGAGACUGCCAUCUGUCCAUUGCGAUACCAAACUAUGGGAUUUUUGAGAACAUAAAUUCUCUAAAGGAGCUAGCACAAAUGCCCCAAUGGAGUGAGGAGAGACCCUUACGCCUUGCUACUGGCUUCACUUAUCUCGGCCCCAAAUUUAUGAAAGAAAACGGAAUUAAGCAUGUGACAUUUUCAACUGCAGAUGGAGCCCUGGAGGCUGCUCCGGCGAUGGGGAUAGCUGAUGCCAUACUGGACCUUGUGAGUAGUGGGACAACACUCAAAGAGAACAACUUAAAGGAAAUUAAAGGAGGUGUUGUGCUGGAAAGUCAGGCGGCACUUGUGGCAAGUAGAAGAGCAUUGACCGAGAGAAAAGGGGCACUAAACACAGUACACGAGAUUCUUGAGAGAUUGGAGGCGCAUCUAAAGGCGGAUGGCCAAUUCACUGUUGUUGCAAACAUGAGGGGAAAUAGUGCUGAGGAAGUGGCUGAGCGUGUGUUGAACCAACCAUCAUUGUCAGGAUUGCAGGGACCAACAAUAAGCCCAGUUUACUGUACAAAAGAUGGCAAAGUAUCAGUUGACUACUACGCUAUAGUGAUUUGUGUACCCAAAAAGGCUCUAUAUGACUCUGUGAAGCAACUGAGAGCGGUUGGAGGCAGUGGGGUAUUAGUUUCGCCUCUGACAUACAUUUUUGAUGAGGAUACUCCAAGAUGGGGUCAGCUUCUGAGAAACCUCGGGCUUUGAAUAUCUUGAUAAGGAAGAUGCAUAUGCUGAACAAUAUUAAGAAGACUCUGGUGUAAAUCUCUGAGUUAUGGUACCAUUUUCUUUUCUUUUUCUUUUUCUGCGCACCAUGUCGUCCUCCUUGCUGUUGUAAUUUUUACCUCUCGUUUCUGUAUGGAUCGGAUCCUAUUCGUUGUUGUCAAUUCCGUUGGAACAAUAAGAACAAGCCUUUUUUAUAAUAUAUCUUUACAAUAAAGGAACUCAUUUGAUAAUA